CCACAACUUGCAACAAAAACAAACAGAGCCUUAUUAUCACACAAACGCAAACACAACAAACUUCUUUUUCUCUCUCCUCUGGGGUUAGGUUAGGUCAUUCAACACUCAAUACAUCAAAUUUUGUCUCACACUUCGAUACUUUUCUCCCCUUUUCAAUUUCAAUUCGAUCGUCAAAAACAAUGUUUCUGGUCGAUUGGUUUUACGGCGUUCUAGCAUCGCUUGGAUUGUGGCAGAAAGAGGCUAAGAUCUUGUUCUUAGGUCUCGAUAACGCCGGUAAAACCACCUUGCUUCACAUGCUCAAAGACGAGAGAUUAGUCCAGCAUCAGCCAACACAGUAUCCAACAUCAGAAGAGUUGAGUAUUGGGAAGAUCAAGUUUAAGGCUUUUGAUUUGGGAGGUCAUCAGAUUGCUCGAAGAGUCUGGAAAGAUUACUAUGCUCAGGUAGAUGCAGUGGUCUACUUGGUGGAUGCUUAUGACAAGGAAAGAUUUGCCGAGUCAAAAAAGGAGCUGGAUGCUCUCCUCUCUGAUGAAUCAUUGGCAAAUGUCCCUUUCCUUGUCCUUGGAAACAAAAUAGAUAUUCCAUAUGCUGCCUCAGAAGAAGAGUUACGUUACCAUUUGGGCCUGAGCAACUUCACAACUGGCAAGGGUAAGGUAAAUUUGUCAGACUCAAAUGUCCGUCCCAUGGAGGUAUUCAUGUGCAGUAUUGUGAAGAAGAUGGGUUAUGGUGAAGGUUUCAAAUGGGUUUCUCAAUACAUCAAAUAGUCCUUUAGUAAGAGAUGGCUUGGUAUCUCAUAUAUCUUUUAAGUUUGUUUCUGUACUUAUGAAUUGGAGGUGUUGUUGGUAUGAAAUUGCUGUUCAAGAAAUUGCAGUAUAUUUCGAUUUUCAUUUUAUAAAAGUGACUGGGAACCUACAGUAAAUUUCUGUUAA
This is a messenger RNA of Vicia villosa (hairy vetch), 926 nucleotides long. RefSeq names its product GTP-binding protein SAR1A-like. The transcript is spliced from 3 exons. Gene Ontology annotation, cellular component: COPII vesicle coat; endoplasmic reticulum exit site. The coding region runs from base 180 to 761 and encodes 193 amino acids. NCBI's taxonomy places the organism in Eukaryota, Viridiplantae, Streptophyta, Magnoliopsida, Fabales, Fabaceae. Gene Ontology annotation, biological process: endoplasmic reticulum to Golgi vesicle-mediated transport; membrane organization; vesicle organization. The record is from RefSeq and is a predicted model, not a curated record. Gene Ontology annotation, molecular function: GTP binding; GTPase activity.